GAUGGGGAACUAAAACCACAGAGAAGUGAAACAUGGACACCAUCAAUCGCAUUUUGUGCAAAUGGUUGACGCUACUAAUGAGAAUCUCAGUAAACCGCAAACCCAAAACGGGAACAGAGAAUUUAGGGCGGCCAUUUUGGAUUGUGUGGUUCUGACUAUUUAACGACGUGAGGUAACUGUGUAGCGCUCUCAUUUCCUUUUAGCGCAAAAUGUUCGUGUUCGAUUUGAGACAUUACUAAACCGCAAACAUCCUGGUACUUUACAUAGUCUAGAGUGUAACAAUAUAGUGUAUGAUUUGAGACAGAUUCUUUAAUUUAUAUCCAGAAAACAAACUUUUCUACGUUAGUGACGUGUUGCGAGACGCCAGCGUCCUGAAAUGUGACGUGGCAUAGGACGUGGUCACGUGUUCAAAACCCGGAAAUAAGUCCCUGUAGUAAAUGUUAAGCUAAAAAAACAUUAACUUUUAUUCAAUAACAACUAGUUAAUCGUAGAAAAAUAAAAUGUAAAUUCAUUCCGAACAGUUUUUACACAUAGCUUUGUAGUUCAGCCCAUAAACGCAAACUGCAGUGUAAAUAAAAAUGAGAAUGUGUGUUAUUUAUGUGUUUAAAAACUACAGCCGCCAUUUUGAUUUAGUUGUUUCCAGCUUGAACGCGCGCCGAGGCGUAAACACAAGUUUACAGUUUUUAAUCUCCAUGUCGUGACGAACUCCAUGUUUUUUGUAGCAAUUUUAAACAUUUGUAAACCAACGUGGUGAUAUAAUGUCAGCAAAGAAAAGACAAACACACUCCGUUUGCUUCUGUUGUGUGUUUUACUCCUCGCGUCUCUCGGUGGAAAAGUCUCCUGUGCGCGCAGUGCAUCAUGGGAUUCGUGGUUCUUGAUCAGGGAGUCGCUCAGUCGCGGAUGGUUUCGGUGUCUUCGCAAAUGUCUGCGUGUUUCUGCUGCGUUUAUGUGCGUUGUUUCUUCAUCACGCAGGCUGCAGGGCGUUAAAUACUCGGAUUACUAGUGAAAGCACGGCGGAUGAUCAGAGACAGGGUGUGUGAGGCGGAUUUAGUGGUGAAUAAUCGGGGUUUGUGUUGCACUGCGGGGUUUAUUAUCCAUGCAGCAGCACAGGGCAGGACAGACUGCAGAGAAUCUGAAUCUGUUCUCUCUCUCUCUCUCUCUCUCUCUCUCUCUCUCUCUCUGUCCAUCAGCUGCCCUGUUAAUGGAGGACAAACGACAGAGCUCUGUCCGUACAGCAACUGACCCCGGUGCGCUGUGGUGAAAUCCUGAAACGUCUGGACGCUGACACACGCACACACACACACACACACACACACACGCUUCUCCUGCUCCAGCAUGAACACACAGCUCAGAAAAUCAGAGAGAAGACUGGACGCUCUGCCUGGUGUGUGUGAUUGACAGAUCCCAUUUUGAGAGGAUCAGAGCGAGUGUGUGUGUGUGUGUGUGUGUGUGUGUGAUGGAUUGGAUGCGGGAUUGGUUGCAGGCCGUGCGGGAGUGUGAGGGCGGGGCUUUGGGCACGGUGCUCUGUUUAGCUCUGCUGUUUAUAUGGUACUGUUACCGUGUGGGCUGUGAACACGCCUCCUACACGCCCGAGUCUCGCUCCAGCCCGCCCGAACUCUCGUCAGCAAAACUCCGCCCUGCACUGGGAGGAGUCAGAGCAGGAGGCGGAGCCAGUGAGGAGGAGCUGAACGGCUUUGCGUACUGUCAAUCACCCGAAUGUUUCCGGUGCUCGCGGCCCGGCGAUGGAUUUAACCAACGACUUUACCACAAUCUACAGGACUACGCUAAACGCUACACAUGGGCAGGUAUGGGGCGUGUGCAUAAAGGUGUGCGUGAACAGGACCGGUAUCGUCUGUGUAAUCGUCCGUCCAUCCAGAAGGCAGAGGUGUUUUUCCUGCCUGAUCUGCCGUCAGCUCCGUUUUUCUCUCGUGAUGCGCAGAAGCAUGACGUGGAGCUGUUGGAGAGAAGUUUCCCCGCACUGCUGGCUGAGUUCGAGAGCGUGUACCGCGCGCCGCCGCCCCUCGCGCCCGGCUGGAAGGCUAACAGCACGCCGCGGGGACACUGGUGGACCUUCUACCUGGUGAACCAGGGCACGACGCUGGCGCUGAACGCUCGCCGCUGCCCGCGCACGUGGAGGGUCCUGGGACAACUGCGCACCUUCAUCGCCAACAACGUGUUCGGAAACGCCUGCUUCUCUGUCCUCAGCCCCGGAGCCACCAUCACCGAGCACUACGGACCCACCAACGUCCGCCUGCGCUGUCACCUGGGGCUGAAGGUGCCUCCUCACUGUGAGCUGGUGGUAGGGGGGGAGCCGCAGUGUUGGUCUGAGGGAAACUGUCUGCUGUUUGACGACUCGUUCCUCCACACGGCCUUCCACGAUGGUGCUCCAGAAGACGGACCCCGUGUCGUGUUCAUGGUGGAUUUGUGGCAUCCGAACGUGGCAGCGGCCGAGAGACAGGCACUCGACUACAUCUUCACUCCGGGACGCUGAGACGGAGCGAGAGAUGGAGAGAGAGAGUGAUGGAUUUAUGGAGAGAGAGAUGGAUGGACGAGGGAUAGAGAGAGAUAAAGAUAGCUGAGUAAUAACAGUGAUGUGAAGCGUAUAACUUGCACAUUUUACUGUACAUAGGUGUUUCCUUAUGAAGCGUCACAGUUCAGUCUCUCCUGAAAUGCGAGAGAGAAAGAGAUGGAUAGUCAGUGAUGGACAGAGAUACAGACAGACAGAGAGAAAGAGAGAAAGAGUAAGAGGGAUGAGUAACAGAGCAGUGAGACAGAACUGAAGCAAAAAAAACCAAAUUACACAUUUUUAUGUACAUAGAUUUUCACAAAUCAGUCAGUAUAGUAGAAAUGAAGAAACAGAAACGGAGAAGAAGGAGAGAGGGAUGGAUGAAUGGAUGGAUGGAUAGAUAGAUAGAUGGAAGGUGAACAACUUAAUAAUGCACAUUUUUCUGCACAUAAGGAUUUCCUGAUGAAGUGUCAUAGACAGAGAGAGAGAAACAGACAGAAAGAAAAAUGAAGAGACAGUAGAGGAGAGACGAUUAACAGAGAAGUGAUUUUUAUGUACAAAUUUUUACCUUUCACUCUCUCGUCAGAAAACAGAGAGAGAGAGAGAGAAAAAGGGACUAAAUGAUGGAUAGAUGAAAAGAGAGAGAGAUGAUUAAGAGAACUGAGGGAAAUCGUUACAUGUGCACCUUUUUCUGUACAUAAGUGUUUUCUAGUGGUUCAGUAUUUGCUCAAAGAAAACAAAUUGAAAGGAAGAAAGAAAAAGAGAAGGAAAACAGGCACUAAAGUGUAAGUGUAAGCACAUUUUUUUUUGUACAUAAGUGUUUCCUGAUGACAUCUUAUCCAGUCUGUUCAUAAAGAUAGAGGUGGAUGGCCAGAGAGAGAGAGAGAGAGAGAGAGAGAGAAGGAUGAAUAACAGGAUCUAUAAGAUGAUUGAAAGAAGAGGAGUGAAUCAGGAUAUGAUUCAGCACAUGGUCACGUAUGAAGCUCACGCUAUAAAGAGAAGCCAUUGAUCACUUGCGCUCGUUUACUGCGUUUAUUUUAUCUUCAGCAAAUGCUUUAUCUUCAUCAGGGUCGCUUUCAUUUAAAUUAAUAAUAGGUGUACAACAAAGGCUCCAUCCAGACAUAUACAGAUAUUUUUGAAAAUAUAUUUUAUAAAAAGAUUUCCCGUCCACACAAACAGCAUUUUUCAAAAAUCUCUUCAUCCACACAAAAAAUGAAAAACGACUGAAAAUGAUCACAUGAUCACACCGGCGCAGUGAUAUCACAUCAUAAACUAUAUAUAAAUUAGCGAAGGAGAAAUGCAAAAAAAAGGCUAAAUAAAAAAAUACAAUCACAGACAUGAAGACUCAUGUGUUCCCUCGGCUCUUAUCCUAAAUCUGCCCGGAUUCAGAGCCGAUCAGAUUCUGCCUCCUUCACAGAAAGUGAAAUUAAACUGCAAACCCGUUAUCAGAUAAGAAAUUAGAGAGCACUAAGUAAUAAUCAUUUCAUCAGCCGUGAUAAACUGAGUCCUAGCACAUUCAUAACAUGUGCAACGAACAUGUGCAGGUUCACGCUGUGAAGUUUUUAAGAAACAUACUCUUUUCAUGUCCAUGUAAAAACAGUGAAAAAUUUUAAAAUUUCUCCAUCUUUUCAAAAAGCUUGAUUUCAGAGGCCCCAAAUGCUGUUUUUGUGUGAACAGGAGAUCAAAACACAGAGAAAAACCAAUUACUACUAUUACUACUACUCUCAUAAAUAUCUGUAUACAUGUGAGCUGGGCUUAAAUAUAUUAGAGAAGGUGAGAAUAAAAUAACCAUGGAACUGCGAUUUAAAAAAAAAAAAUUCCCACAUGCACCAGUUAAAUUGAAAAUCAACUAAUAGAAAGCACAUUUUUAUAUACAUGCAUGCUGAUGAAGCCUCAUGGUUUAGUGUUUCAAUAACGAUGAAAGGAAGACAUAAAAAUGAGGAAAAUGAGAGAAAUAGAUCGAGAUGCACUGCAUGUGAAUAGAAAGGGAGAGAGAGGGAUGAGAGACGGUGCUGAGGUGAAUAAUCCGACCUGCACAUUUCUUUACACCAGUGUUUCCUGAUGGUUCAGCAUUUAAUCAGAAUACAUAAAGAUCUGAAGUAAGAGAAAAAGAGGCAGAAAGAUAGAGAGAUGGAUGGAUAGAGACAGAGAGAGAGAGAGAAGGGGGGAUGAAUAACAGGCAGUAAAACAACUGAAUUAAACGAUCAGGCUGAUGGAUUUGGAUAUUUUCAGUAUAUAAGCAGUCGAGCGAUGAGCACUCGAUUGCAUCAUUACUGCUGAAAGACAGAGAGAGAGAGAGAGAGAGA
This is a messenger RNA of Pangasianodon hypophthalmus (striped catfish), 4812 nucleotides long. RefSeq names its product aspartate beta-hydroxylase domain containing 2 (gene asphd2). Lineage: Eukaryota; Metazoa; Chordata; Actinopteri; Siluriformes; Pangasiidae. The transcript has 6 exons. The record is from RefSeq and is a predicted model, not a curated record. Bases 1457 to 2491 code for a protein of 344 amino acids.